Messenger RNA from Ilyonectria robusta, 1828 nucleotides. RefSeq names its product RNA polymerase II transcription factor SIII subunit A-domain-containing protein. The record is from RefSeq and is a predicted model, not a curated record. Gene Ontology annotation, cellular component: nucleus; elongin complex. Gene Ontology annotation, biological process: transcription elongation by RNA polymerase II. NCBI's taxonomy places the organism in Eukaryota, Fungi, Ascomycota, Sordariomycetes, Hypocreales, Nectriaceae. Bases 411 to 1619 code for a protein of 402 amino acids. The transcript has a single exon.
GUUAACCGCUAGCCCUAAUGUGGCUUAGAUCUUACUACCCAGUUGGGGAAUGGUCGGCUUAUCCAGGUCGGUACGUACCCUGAACUCCAGCGCCUGUGUCUUCCCGGCGCCGCGAAUAACCUACAACCUCUCAAGUCUCGACGAUCAACGAGACUCGACCAGACAAGAAUGAUCUUGUGACAUUAGGGCCCGGAUGGUCAACCGCAUCCAGGUCUUUUCCUUCCCCGGCUACUAUAUUAUUCCCCGCCCUUCUCAACUCUCUACCGCCUAGUCCAGAGACCAUGAACCCGCCAGUCCUGGUCAUCCUCAUCCAAGCUACAAUUACGCCGACAUAGCGACACCGAAUCCAUCGCGCUGAUUCACAACCACAUCCAAUCCACACCGUCGUCCCCCCGACUCAACUCGCCGAUAUGGGUGUCAAGUCUUUGAUGGAACUCGCCACCGCGGCGUGCAUCAAGAACAUCCGCGAACUCGAGAGCGUUGGCGACUACCUCCCUUACGAAAAUGUGCGCCACAUCCUCCUCAAGGUCAACAACGCACACCAGCUACGCCAGAUCGAGCUCAACUCUCCCCAAGUCGAUGGAGAGACCGGCGAGAUUUGGCUCAAGAUCAUCGAGCGCGAGUUUCCUAUGGAAUACAAGGCCAAGGCAUACAAGCCCCAGAACCCCAAGAAGUGGUACCGCGUAUGGGAGAAGUACAAGAAGGACCACGACCAAGCCCUCCAGGAGAGCGAGGCGAAGCUCAUGAGUACCCUGGCCGGUCUCAGGCAGAAUAAGGAGAAGAACACGAGCACAAUCAUCGAUAGGAGGCUCGAUAGGAGGCUCCUACCUCGAGUCGGUCCCAAGCGAGGUUGGGGUCCACGGGACACAACCACCAGUACUCUCGCAUUUGCCAGAGGUAGUCGUACCAAGACCGCCAACGGUGCCAGUGUCAUGAGAAAGGUGCGACGCGAGACCAAGGAGAUUGCCAGUAUCCACGGAGCGCUCUCCAGGCCGGUUCGAGGUACGGCAGCCCUGACACGGCCGAGCAAAGCCCCUGCGGCCAUGGUCAACGACUACCGAAGGGCCGCUCAACCCGUCUACCGGCCAAUCCCUAAGGUUUCCGAGCCAUCUUCUGCCGUCAUGGAGCACGAAGAGCGAGCAACCUUCAUCUCGGACUCUGAGGAUGAUGACGACAAUGACGAGCUAUUCGAUGAUGAUGAACCACCUCCAGCUCGGGCUCCGCCCACAAAGUCCUUUGCAAAGGCAUCCGCCACAUCACUUCUCAAAAAGAGACCAACAGGACAGUCGUCGAGCGCGUCCCCCACUAAGAGUUACACAUCCUCUUCGACGAGUUCCGCACCGAGGACCACCACUAAGCGUCCAGGGAUCCUAUCAAACAAUUACAAGUCCUCCGCAGCCAAGACACAAACUGCAUCAUCAUCAAGCACCGCUGCACCUUCGAGGCCCGCGCCAUCAUCUGAGCCUCCCAGGCCAACUCAGCGCCUGCCUCGCGCGCAAGCUUCCCCGCCUCCAGCAAUGGACUCAGGACCAUCCUCACCACCACCCAUCCCGGACAUCACAGCACCACGCAAGAGGAAGGCCGUGGAUAUCUUUAUGAAACGUAAGAAGAGAGCUUGAAGCCUGAAUAUGGAGGCGUAUUUGACAUUGCGUCUGGAUCUUGGGUAGCUGUCAGCAGGCGUUUUUCUGGUCUCGCGAGUUUUAGGCGACUACGUUGGAAGAAUAUCAUAGCUUUGGGAAGUGGAUAACAAGCAUCUGGAAACUAGCCUGGGGAGACAUAUAUAUGUGUGGCGGACAGCGGUCUGGAUAUGGAUAUGGGCAUGGGAACG